AUGAAAACGUCAACGUCGAAAAACUUCGCGGAGGCGAACGCUAACGCCAGUGGGAAUUGCCGCGGGAACAAGCUCAAUGCCUCUAAAAAUGCCUUCACAGAUGCGGCCUCCGUAAUAUGGAUCGAAAAGGAAAAAUUAGAUUCCAUUAUUCACAUCCCCCUGUAUUCAGAUCUGUCCAAGUAUCUCUCCGAUUUGAGCAAACACCCAGUGAAGCAGGAGAAGGAAGAAGAGGAGGGAGGAGGACUGCUCUCCAAGAUUUUCCUACUCUUUGAUGAUAACAGUUGCAACAUUGCCCUUGACAUAUCCGUAGGUGUCGAGUCGAGCAGGGGAGACCUGACCAGUGGGUGCCUGACGAACUGCUCAAAGUCAACCCAUUUGAGGAUGGGAAAGAGACUGCAUGCUCUAUACGAGUCCGACAACAACAAAAUCCCGCUUCUCAUCUACGAGCGGUUCUACUUCUGGAGCCUCCACUUCUUAUUUGAAAAAUCGAAAAUAAAAAGACAGAAAUUAAACAUCUCCUCAGACAUCAAUGGAAGAUACGGAAUUAAAGGACUUAACAAAUAUGAUGAAGACGUAUAUAUAUACACAUCCAUUUAUAAUUCUGCAUAUAAUCGAAAUGACGAUGAGAACAACGUCGAGGUUACCAGCUACUCUCAGCUGGGCACGCACACCUACAACGAAGUGAACAAAGAAUUAAACAUAUCCAACAAGGACUACAUAAAGUAUUUGUACCUUAAUGAUCUUAAGAAUAACGCCAUGAAGGAGAAGAGGUCAAAAGGUGGGGGUGAUGGAGCUGCUGCUGGUAAUGCAGGCCGAGACACUGGCGAAGCGUUUAAGAGCAGAGCCUCGAUCGGAGAUCCCUUUUUCCAAAAAGGCCUCUACUCGAACAACGGAAUAAAAUGGUACCGCCUGAAGAUAAAAAUUGAGAGCGUGGAGAAAAAGAAGACAAACGAAAACAAAAACCAAAACCUCAGCAGAAGUAAAGGAGGCCCCAUCGUCAGACAUCACUUCAGUUUCAACAGCUACAACGACAGCAGAAAGAACAACAAUAAACAGAUCAAAGACAACGUUGGUGGAAACAGAAAUGUCGGCAGCUACCACAAUAAUAAAAGAGUCUUCUCCUGUGAGCAGAGGACCCUGAACAAUCCCAACAGCUUUAAAAAAGAAACAUGUGACCCCACCUUUAACGCAGAUCUCGUGCACAAGAUUAACCACUUCUCUCUUAUAGACAAACACGCCACGAAGAGAAACAUUAACAAUUUAAUUAAGAUACAGAAGAGGUCAUUUUCUAUGUUCCACCAAGAAAAUGACAGAAAUUUAUUGGACAUCUCAAACGAUGAACUGUUGAUGCUGUCCUCCAAUAGAAGGAGCGGAUCCGUCUUCGAUUCCAAUAAGAGGAAAACCCUAGCUAGUUGCGGCAAUCAGACUGGGAAGAGGCGUAAAAGGAGUAACUGGUUCUACUACAAAAGCAGCAGCAAUGAAACGAACUGCAGCCUGGAUGAUGACGAUAAAAGCACAUCCAGGGGAAAUUCGGUCUGCGCGCCGGACCGUGGAUCCGAUUACGUGGAGAAUAAACGGAAGAAGAAAGAGGAGGCUCUAUACUGUAAACUUGGGCGUGGCGACAAGAAUGGGGAGGACAAGGGGGACGACAGGGGGGACCGCCCCUGCCAAAGUUUCACCAGCUGCGACUUGGCGUGUACUCCAAGCAGAAAUCGCACUAGGAACUCGAAGGAGGCCCGUUCGCCCAAGGGAACGCAACCCCUCGAUGGUGAAAUGAACGAAGCUGCAGAGGACGUCGCCGAGGGAAUGGCCCACGCAGAGGACAGCUUCCCAAAUUCGCGCAUACCAUCCGAGAUCAGGGCGUACGUGCGAACGGUCAACGCAGGGGAGUCGAGCACAGAAUUCCACAGCUUCGACGUUGAAGAAGAAGUGGAUGGGAUGGCGAGCCCUCCAGUAGUAGCGGUAGGCCCCCCAGAAAACAACCGAGAGAAGGAGGAAAGACAAAUAAAAACGAAUGCACUGCUCAUUGAGGACAAAAAGAGCCCUGGACUCCUAACCAAGAACACGAAGGUGUACCAAGAAAAUGUUGACGAAUACAACUCUGAAUUUAAGAGUAUAAUAUCGGAGCCUUCUGAUCAAAAAGAGAGGACAGAAAAAAUAAAAAGGAGAAGGGAUCACAACAGAGAAACACAAACAAUAUACUUAAAUAAAAUUUUAAACAGCAUUGUGAAUAAAGAGAAGUCGCAUUUGAAUUGUCUCUCUAAGAGCUUUAAAAGAAUUGAAGGAUUUUACAAACAGAACUACAAAAUAUACAUCAUCGAAAGUAAGGAUGAUUUAAAUAACAAGAGAAACUGUUUUAAGAGUGACGUCCAUGCAUACGAUUUGUCUGCCCCAGCAAGUGACGACAUUAAUAAGGAGCUGAACAUAUUGGGCCAGUUUAAAAUGUACCUGCGCAGGUGCAAGGGGGAAUAUCGCCCGAGGAAGUACCAAAGGCACAUCACCACAGGUGCUGGGAAGCCAAUAGGCGUAGGAAAAAACGGACCCGACUUUCUGACAAAUGUCAGCUGCAUAGUGAAGAAGGAACACUCCAAGGAGAAUCGCCCCGGUGACAACAACGCGGGGGAGAACUCACCCAAGAGGGAAAGCGAACAAAGGGGUACUCCAAUCAAGAGUACUUUAACAAAGAUGAUUCCAGAGGAAGCAGUAGAAAAAGCAAAAGAAGCAGAGGAAGAAGAGGAAGCAGAAGAAGCAGAAGAAGGAGAUGAACCCCCCAGCAGUUCAUCGCAAAGGGAAGCCAUAAACACGCACCUGACAAAACAGAACCCACCCGAAAACGGAAUCAUAUUUUAUGCUUACAAUAAGAAAAAUCCAAGUACCGUAAAAGAGCUAAAGGAAGGAGACUGUCUCUACAUAAAAUUUAACUCCUCAUAUGAUGAUUAUGAUAAAAUUAGGGUAGUAAAAAAGGACGACCUUCUUCAAAUUAUUGUUUGCCUAAUGAGGGACCAAGAUUGUCUGAAGCUGUCAAACAUAUCAACGUAUUCUCCUGACCUGCUCUGGAAUCUCUCCGUGCACUUCAAAAAUAACACAUACGACAUGGAGUUGAAUCUUGAAAAGAUGUACACCCACUUUUGUAGGUACUAUGAGAUGACCUCGGUCGAUGGGAGACCGAGCUUGGAUUUGCAGCUGGGGUUCGCGCCCAUGGUGGAGCCAGUGGGUGAUCGGCAGUUCGCUUUGCAGCUGGGUGCCCGAGGGGACCGCCAACCGGGCAGCUCCCUCGAACGGUCGUCCGAGCGCCUCUCUGAGUGCUCCUCCGAGGCCGUCUCCAAAUCAGGCGCGAAGGCCGCAAAAGGCAUGCGUAGAUUCAAAAGCGCAAAAACAGUCAAGAGAGAAAACCUGAAAGAAAUAGAAAUCAUGAAGCUCAAGGACUACGUGUCCUUCCUGGACAAAUUUCUGCAAAAUGUGAAUGAUGUCAAGCUAAAGAAACUUAAAAACAUACAAACAACAGAGUACUACAAAAAGUAUGAAUUUGACCGAAACAUAAACAAGCUGAAUAAGCAACAGCUGCUUGAAUUAUUUGUUGACAGAAAGAACGAAAUGAAUACGAUUCCUCUUUCUUUUUUAAAAGAAAAGAGUAGAAACAUCAUAUAUGAGGAGAACAUUAAAAUGAAUAUGUUCGCCUGCAUCAAAAUAAUAUUUGAUGAUGUCAAGGGCAGAUGCAUCUACGCAGCUAGCGAUUUGAACAAAUUUGAUUUUGUCUUUGAGUAUGUUGGAGAGUUACUCACACAUAAUGAGGCAAUGGAACGUGAAAGGAAAUAUAAUAGGAAUAAAAAGAAGGGAUGUUAUAUGUUUUACUUUAAACAUGAAAAUAAAAGGUACUGUAUUGACAGCACGGAGGAAAAUAUCGAUGCGGCUAUCAAUAACAAAGACAAAAAAUACUUCUUGAGAUCCUUCGCUAGGCUUGUUAAUCACUCCAAGAAGAAUUCCAACCUCAUUCCCAAGGUACUCACCGUUGCGAAUCUCCCUCGUCUCUUCUUUGUUGCUUCCCGCAACAUCAAGGAGGGCGAGGAGCUGCUCAUCGACUACGGCGAGCGCAACCGCGAGAUAAUCAAGAAUAACGAGUGGCUCAAGUGCUGA
This is a messenger RNA of Plasmodium inui San Antonio 1, 4134 nucleotides long. RefSeq names its product histone-lysine N-methyltransferase SETD8. NCBI's taxonomy places the organism in Eukaryota, Apicomplexa, Aconoidasida, Haemosporida, Plasmodiidae. Gene Ontology annotation, molecular function: protein binding. The coding region runs from base 1 to 4134 and encodes 1377 amino acids. The transcript is spliced from 2 exons. The record is from RefSeq and is a predicted model, not a curated record.